Molecule: messenger RNA, 1601 nt
Organism: Pneumocystis carinii B80
Lineage: Eukaryota; Fungi; Ascomycota; Pneumocystomycetes; Pneumocystales; Pneumocystaceae
Exons: 3
Coding region: 26-1555 (509 amino acids)
Biological process (GO): regulation of DNA damage checkpoint
Cellular component (GO): nucleus
Molecular function (GO): protein binding; DNA binding
Source: RefSeq, a predicted model, not a curated record
AAACCAUAUCGUAUCGAGCUCCAAGAUGCAAGAGGUUAAUGAGUAUGAGCGUCAAAGACAGCUAAAUAUCAAGAGAAAUCAAGAGCUUUUAAGAGAACUUAAAUUAGACAGUAUUCUUAAAAAAGAGCGAAACAAUGAAGUUAAUCCAAGAAGAAAUAAGAAUCUAGAGAAAAAAAAGAUAAGAAGAGACUAUAGUAAUCUUCCUAGAAGAAACUCUUCUAGACUCCUUGGAAUAUCAGCAGAACCGGAUAAUUUUAAGAGAAAACAAGGAGAAAACGAUGUUAAAGGGUUUAUAGAACAGAAAAAGCGUCAACGUGUAGCAGGAGAUUUGAAAUUGAGGGAUAUUAUUGAGGAAUCAUAUAGCUGGGAAGUUGCUAGAAAGGUUAUUGAAAAGGUUGCAUUAUGUAAGGAGGAAUAUAUUGAAAAAAAAGAGUCAGAGGAAUAUAUAGAUAAAGAUCUAUCUAAAUUAAAACAAAAAAUGGAAUCUCUUGAAUUAUACAAGAAAUGGGAUCCAUUUUACUUAAAAAUAGUUCCAGAAAGAAUAUCGUGUAUUGUUAUUCAUCCUAGUGUGGAAAAAAAAAUAGUGUUUGCAGGAGACAAAAUCGGUAAUAUGGGUAUUUGGGAUAUGGAUGGAACCAGGACAGAUAAGGUCAAAAAUGAGGAUGAGAAUGGAGAGAUAGAAGGACCGUUAAUUCAUCAUUAUAGAUUACAUUCAGGAUUAAUUUCAGCAUUUAAAUUUAAUCCAUUUUCUUUAAAUACGCUUUAUUCAUCAUCAUAUGAUGGUACAGUUCGUGCAGUACAUCUAGAUAAAGAAUUAUCUACGGAAAUAUAUGUUUCUGAAGGAGAAAAUAUGAAUGAACCGCCAUCAAUUUCGGCAUUGGCAGUACAUCCUAAAGGAGAUACGAUAUAUUUUACAACACUUGAUGGUCGAUUCAUAAUAAAAGACAUUCAUUCCCGAAGUGCAUCAACAUAUCAAUUACAUGAUAAAAAAAUAGGAGGAAUGUCUAUUCAUCCAUGUGCACCAUAUCUUAUUUGUACAUCAUCUUUAGAUCGUACAAUGAAAAUAUGGGAUCUUCGUAUGAUUAGUAAUUCAAAGCCGAUAUCACAUAUAGGUACAUAUAUGUCACGUUUAAGUAUAAGCUCAGCAUAUUGGAAUUCUGAAGGAUCGAUUGUUGCGACUAGUUAUGAUGAUACGAUUACUAUUUUUAAUAAUCCAAAUUAUAAAUUAUGGACAAAUGAGACCAAACUUGAGAAUAUAUCACCAAACUGUACUAUUAAGCAUAAUAAUCAAUCAGGAAGGUGGGUAACAAUAUUACGCGCACAAUGGCAUGAAAAUCCAUCCACUGGCAUACAAAAAUUUACAAUUGGAAAUAUGCAAAGACAUAUUGAUAUUUAUAGCAGUAAAGGAGUUUAUCUUGCUCGUUUAGGUGAUCCUAAUAAAAUUACUGCUGUUCCUGCUGUAUGUCAAUUUCAUCCAACUCAGGACUGGGUUGUAGGCGGAUCUGCUUCAGGAAAAAUUGUAGCCUACCUUCCUCCAGAAGAACAGUCUUUGUAAUAAUAAUAUCAAAAAAAAAAGUAAACAUCUUUAUAUAUUUAACUAA